CCAAAAAUCGUUUGAGUGAGGACUGUACGUGCUCCCGGUGGACCUGCGUGCAGGCUCAGGUGCUCUUAUACAGGUUUAGUUAUUGGCAGCUGUUGCUGAAGAGAGGAAAGAAAGUGUGUCGGUGGUGGAAGUGGUCUGAGGCGCUUGCUUGUUGUGUAUUGUAGGGUGUCACAGGCCUGUUUUAGAAACAACUGGCCUCAUUGAAGAAAGCAGCUUUCAUCCCCUCACUGAUGGACGUCUUCGGCUUCGUGUGUGCUGUGCUGCUGUGCACGGCUGCAGUGCAAGGCAAGCCAACAUUAAGAAAAGAGAGGGUCCUUUAUCAGGACCCUGAACUGGCCAGGCAAGCCCACGAAGACAAUAAAAGCUUCCAGUACGACCAUGAGGCCUUUCUUGGCAAAGAGGAGGCCAGGACAUUUGAUCAGCUCACCCCAGAGGAGAGCAAGGACAGGCUCAGUAAAAUAGUGGACCGGAUAGACAGCGACGCAGAUGGCUACAUCACCACAGCCGAACUUAAGGCUUGGAUAAAACGUGUACAGAAGCGUUACGUAUACGAGAAUGUGGCAAAGGUUUGGACAGAUUAUGACCUCAACAAAGACAACAAGAUUUCAUGGGAUGAGUACAAGCAAGCCACAUAUGGCUACUACCUCGCCAACCCUGAGGAGUUUGAGGAUGCAACAGACCAGUUCAGCUUCAAGAAGAUGCUUCCUCGUGAUGAGAGGAGGUUUAAAACGGCUGAUCUAAACGGGGACCUGGCAGCAGACAGAGAGGAGUUCACGUCCUUCCUCCACCCUGAGGAGUUUGAACACAUGAAAGAUAUUGUGGUUCUGGAAACACUGGAGGACAUUGACAGAAACGGCGACGGACACGUGGAUGAAGAUGAAUACAUUGCCGACAUGUUUGCUCAUGAGGACGGGGGUCCAGAGCCAGACUGGGUCAAGACUGAGAGGGAGCAGUUCUCUGACUUCCGAGACUUGAACAAAGAUGGUAAGAUGGACAUGGACGAAAUCCGCCACUGGAUUAUGCCACAAGAUUAUGACCACGCCCAAGCUGAGGCCAGACACCUGGUGUAUGAGUCUGACCAGGACAAGGACCAGAUGCUGACCAAAGAGGAGAUCCUUGAAAACUGGAACAUGUUUGUGGGAAGUCAGGCCACCAACUAUGGAGAAGACCUCACCAAGAACCAUGACGAGCUUUGAGGUCUCUUUGCAGCCUCUGACCUGUGUGUGAGGAGGGUUGUUGAACAUCUUUGCCUUCAAAGACAGAAUCAUAGACUCUUGCACAUCCUCCCACCACCACAACCACCACUCCAUCCUUUCCUCAUAAGAGCGGGACAGAUGUCAGUGUGUUGGAUUGUACACUGUAGAUACCAAACAAGAGGAGGGAUAAGGGUCUGUCCCACCACUAACACUAAGGGUCCAUCUCGGUUUCAUAUUGACGGUUCUGUUUCUGACAUUCAGGAGCAAAGCCAGACCCAGUGGACCUACUUUCCAUCGAUGGUGCCUUCCAGCCGCAUCGCCGGCUUUGCUGCCUCAGAGAUCUGUGUAGAUAGUCUUUAAUAAAAUCUGUCAAAACUGAAUGGAGAGCUUUAUGUGAAUUGUCAGAUACAGGAACUGUUUUUGAUAGAAAUGUUAAUGUGAAACUACAGUGCAGAACAUUUAUUCUGAUUUUAUUUAUUUAUCAAAUAUCUUCUAAACUUUAGGUUUGAAAGGAGUACAGUGUUCAACUAGAUUUUUUUUUUUAAAACAAGACACAAAUUAUGUUUCUUUGUUUACAGUUUCUUGGCCAAAUAAUUUUAAUGUUUUUUUUUAUUAGUUAAGUGCUUUAAGAACUGUUAAUGAACUGAUGUUUAAUGGCAUGGUUUUUGCACGCGUUUGGUUUUAGUGUAGCCUGUGAAAGAUUAUUUUUCAUCAUACUUAGUUUGAAAUGUAUUUAUUGGUAUACUUAAGGCCAACAGUAUGCUCCAUGUUUAAUGUUUUUGACCUUUGCUGAUGUUAUGUUUGAGCUUUACCCUUUUACGACUGUCUAAUUUAAUUAAGGUUUGUUUAGUUCUUUUUUUGAGUAAUGGCUUGAAAACAUAAAAGGAUGACAGAAACAUCUCCUUUCCUCACCUCUCACAUGACUCCUUGCUUCCUUACAUCACUCUAAGGUCAUCUUCUAAAUUUGAUGCACCAUAUUUUUUCCCACUGUACUUGGCAUUGUAUAUAUUAGCCAGUUGUUUGUGAACAUCAGAAAUCCCUCUUUUGUCUUUUUAUCAUGUUGUAUUGUUUAAUGGAUAAGGUGUAUGUGGACAGGUGUAUAGAACUAUGCAACUCAUGAAAAGAACAAACUAUGACCAGAGUUUGAGGGUUAGUUUAGUCAGACAAUCUCACACAAAGUUCCUUUUUCUCCUCUUCAUCUUUUUUUGAUGUUCUUCAUUGUACCACACCUCAGUUACCUUAAUAGUCUAUCACACAUGGGUACAACUGCAUCAUCGUGUCUUCUUUACUGCCCUGCACAUGCUCAUGAAAUGUGUUAAAAUUAAAAAUUUAAAAAGGAAAAAAG
Molecule: messenger RNA, 2541 nt
Organism: Larimichthys crocea (large yellow croaker)
Lineage: Eukaryota; Metazoa; Chordata; Actinopteri; Sciaenidae
Gene: rcn1
Product: reticulocalbin 1, EF-hand calcium binding domain
Exons: 6
Coding region: 231-1196 (321 amino acids)
Cellular component (GO): endoplasmic reticulum
Molecular function (GO): calcium ion binding
Source: RefSeq, a predicted model, not a curated record